AUGGAGAUGAUGGAAGAUGAUGAUUACUAUAGUGAUUCGAAUGGAAUGGUUCACUGUGGCUAUCACAUAGAUAAAAAGGCUAGAUAUAUCAACAUAUCCUAGAUUUGUGAUGUGAGUGACCGCUUGGUUUGCUAAGAGUGCUAUCUAUUUUUGAAAAUGCAUUCAAAAAUGUUUGAUUGUAGCUCUUUUGUGGACAUUGAUGAUAUAUUUGAUGAGAAUUACUAAUUUCAUGGAUUGAAAGGAAUCACCAAAUAACUUGAUUAAUUAAAUAAUUUGGAAAAGGUUUAGAUGAAAUACAUGAAUGACAUCGAGAUGUUCUAUGAAAAUAUAAAAAGAGAGUUCGUGGAGUAAGUUGAUUAGUGUAAGAAGAAAAUCCUUUCUUUGUUUACCAUAUAGCUUGAUUAAUAAAACAUUUUCAAAGAGCAAUUAGAGUAGCUUUUACGUUUUGACUCUUUUCGCUAUUUUGUUAGAACAAUGAGCACUCACCCUCUUUAGUGUGAAGAUAUAGAACAAUUUCUUUAAGAAUAAUUCAAAAUAUCACAAACGCUUGAUGAAAUCACACAAAACUAUAUUUAUUCUCCUGAAAUGAUUUAAUUCUUUGCAUAAAUAGAAUAGCUCAAGAAGGUUAGCAAAACAAAUAAGCUCAAGGAUCUUAUAAACGACUUAUAGCUUUAGUAAAGCUGCAAUACUUUCUUUUCUAGAAAUAACAACUAUUAAUUUACUAAUCGAUAGCUAGUUGAGUAGAUCCACCACAUAGAUUCCAAGCUCUAGAUACAGCAUUCCAGAAAAGACUCAUUAGAUGAAUAGCUCUAAUUUAUUGAAAAACAAAAAUAAAGUGUAAUGGAAAUUUAAUCAGAAAGUUUUGAAGACUGUGACAUGUUUUUUUUACCAUCAAUUGUUGAAAACCGAAACAUCCAAUAAGACAGAUAGAAUAUUAUCAAAUAAAAUCAUAAUAGAUCAUCCACUGGCUUUUUAUAAUAGAUAAUAAUUCCUAAAUAAGUAAAAUACUAAUUAUUCAGCUCUAGUCCCCUAAUUAAUUCUUAUACUUAUGAAUUUGGUGUUGAGUUUCUCAAUUAACCUCAAAAUGAGUGCUCUAUUGAUAUAGUUUAAGAAAAGAAAAAAAAUAAAUCAGAUUUUAAGUACAUCAUAAAUAAAAAACACGAUUUAAACAUAGAAAGCUCGUUUUAAGACAUAUUUAAUAGCUGUAAUUCUCUAAUACCAGGCUAGGUUACUUAAUUUAAUAUUAGAGUAAAUAUAUCUAAAAAAACUAUGUUAAUCUACAAUCAAAGCUACAAGAAAAAUAUUGAGCUUACAAACUUAAAUAAUCAUACAAAUUAUAGACUAUCACUAACUUUUACUGAGUAAAGCUAAGUAGUCUAAAUAAGAUUAACAGGAGUUAAAUUAGUUUUUUGA
Molecule: messenger RNA, 1413 nt
Organism: Tetrahymena thermophila SB210
Lineage: Eukaryota; Ciliophora; Oligohymenophorea; Hymenostomatida; Tetrahymenidae
Exons: 1
Source: RefSeq, a predicted model, not a curated record